UGCAAUAAGGAAAGGUAGCGUUCGACAUAUCCUCAAAUUUUAUAAGUGUUUGGUGAAACUUUUGGAAGUUUACGUUAAAUAAUAAAUAGUUUUCAGUGAUUGCUAUUAUUUGAUUGUUUUUUUUUUCAAUAUCUCACGCAAAAUGUCGUCAGCAUCAGCUAUGGGUUCGGCCGGUCGUGGUGUGCAGGUGGUGACCCUGGGGUCGGGCUCGGAGCGCUACCAGGUAGACGUAGAGGCGCUGCGGGACAUCCUCCUUCGAGAUGACGUCCGCGACCGCUCGGUGGUCGUCGUCAGCGUUGCCGGCGCAUACAGGGGCGGCAAGUCCUUCAUCCUUGACUUCUUCUUACGAUACCUAAACGCCCCGCGUUCAAGUCAGUUGGCUGGAGACUGGUUAGGUAAGGAGGACCAGCCCCUCGAAGGCUUCCACUGGCGAGGAGGUUGCGAGCGCGACACUACCGGCAUCCAUCUCUGGUCAGAACCUAUUCUGGCCACUUUGGAGCGGACUGGAGAAAAGGUUGCAGUACUUCUGAUGGACACUCAAGGCACGUUCGACACGGAGACCACCAUCGCGGAGAACUCCACCAUCUUCGCUCUCUCUACGCUCAUCUCGUCCGUCCAGAUCUACAACCUGUCCGGGAAUAUCAAGGAGGAUGACCUACAACAUUUACAGUUAUUCACUGAAUACGGUCGACUGGCGUGUGACGGUGACGGCAAGGCGUUCCAAACUCUGAUGUUCCUCGUGCGCGACUGGAUGAGCGACUACGAACAUGCUCAUGGUUUCGCUGGGGGAAAAGAACUGCUUGACAGAAGACUUGAGUCCAGAAGCAACCAAAAGCCUCAAUUGCGUGAGGUCCGGGAGCACAUCCGCUCGUGCUUCGACGAGGUCAAGUGCUUCCUGAUGCCGCACCCCGGCCUCGACGUCGGCAGGAAAACCUUCAACGGAUGUGUACGUGAUGUCACAGAGAAAUUCCGACUAGCCCUCCUGGAGUUAGUGCCUUCGCUGUUCGAUCCCAGUAAACUAUCACCAAAACUGAUCAACGGUGGUCGAGUGCGGGCGAAGGACCUGCUCGACUACUUCCAAAGAUACGUGGACAUCUUCAACAGCGAUGGAAUGCCGGAGGCUGUCACCAUUUUUAAGGCGACAGCAGACGCCUGCCUGAACGCGGCGGUACGCGAGGCUCGCGAGCUGUACGAGUCCCGCAUGGAGGAGCGCUGCGUGCGCGCGGACGUCAGCGUGACGCGGCGCGCGCUGCACGACUGCCACCAGCAGGCCCGCGCCGCCGCACUCGACUUGUACAGCGGGAAGAAGAAGCUCGGAGCUCCAGAGGAUAUUGACGAACAUCUCAAUAAACUCAUUAAGGAGCUGGAGGCUUGUCUCCCACUGUACACAUGGACCAACGACGCAAAAGUUCGGGAUACAUUGGCGAACGCUAAGAAGGCUUACGAAGAUACGAUCGGUGGCGUGUGCGAGGUCCAGGCCUUCCUGUGCCUGCACCCGUUGGAUCUGAAAAGUCUGAACGACGAAGCGGUCGGCGUAGCGCUCACGCAGUUCGACUCCGCGAGGGACGUGGCUGAGGUGGAAGAAGAUGAUGAACGAACUGGGCUAUUGCUGACGCUAGAAAGCCUGUACGAGCACCUAUGCAACAUCAACGCGCAGAACAACCGCUCGGCGGUGAUGGAGGCCCGCGAGCAGUACGUGACGAGCAUGAAGCUGCGCGUGGACGUGGCGGGGACCAGCAGCGACCGGCUCGCCGCCAACCACAAGCGGUCGCAGGACGCUGCCGCGGAACACUUCCUCAACAAGAGGAACAGGCCGUCGAACUACGGAGAGGAUGAAUAUCUGGAGUCACUUACAGAAGAAAUCGAAUGCUGCUUCCUGGACUUCGAGAAGCAGAACAUGAACAGCAACCGCAUGGCGAUGCAGGUCGCUGAGUACAAGUACGACAACUACAUCUCGACGGCGUGGGGCCCGCAGGCCUGCUGCUUCCACCCUCGCGCUCUGAAGAAUUUGCACGCCGAGGCCAAGCAGGCCGCUAUCAGGCAGUUCCUGGCUAGCAGGACUGAAUGCGAAAAUGAUGACUUCGGGAAAAAGCUUGAAGGAAUUCUGGACGACCGCUACACCGAACUGGUUCGAGUUAACGAGUUCAACAACAACCAAGCUUUGGAGCAGGCGUUCAAUGUUUACACUACAAAAAUGGACAAGCACAGCCAGCCGUCCCUGGUCUCCAUCUUCAUUGCUCCGUUUAUUGUGAAGCUGUUGGCGGGACUGCCGCUGUUCCACACCAAGUCUCGGCGCGCAGCCAUCAGCGAGUUCAUGAGCAAGAGACGCGGGGAUGAUUUUGGUGAUGACGAGUAUUAUGACCGACUGUUGAGCAAAAUCGAUGCCGCCUACCAAAACUACCGGAGUCCUCUACUUGCAAUUAUGCGUGAGCUUGGUUUGCCGGUUGAAAACUAAAUAAUAUUAUAACAGUUAAAAAAAAGAUUAAUGUGAUAACCUAUACUCCUUUAUUUUUUUAUGAUAAUUAUAAUAAUCAAAUGUGUUUUGUGUCCAGCCCUCCUUACCAAGUGACAUUUCGAUAGUUGAUGACGUCAAAAGUAACCGCUUGAAUGUAUGGACACCAUAUGUCAAAGUCACGUGACUUUUCGAAUCAAAAUAUCAUUUCUAUGCUUUUGAAUGUUUUUUUAUAGAUUUUAUCGAUUUUCGUUAUGUCACUUGGUAGGGGCUGGCCUUGCUUUGGUGUUACAUAUUUGUGUCGUAAUCUCAUUUUUUGUGCAUAAUAUAGUGAUUAUAUUAAUGGAGUAUUGGUGCGAUUUAUAAUAUAAUGUUUUAGAUUAUAUAGUAGAAAUCAUCUUCUUACGGUGCUGUCACAAUUUUCAACUCAUUUCGGUUUUUUAUUGUAUUUUUGUCGUAAUAAAUCGUAUUUUGGAUUA
This is a messenger RNA of Trichoplusia ni (cabbage looper), 2931 nucleotides long. Its product is annotated as atlastin-like. Gene Ontology annotation, biological process: endoplasmic reticulum organization; protein homooligomerization. NCBI's taxonomy places the organism in Eukaryota, Metazoa, Arthropoda, Insecta, Lepidoptera, Noctuidae. The transcript is spliced from 14 exons. Gene Ontology annotation, molecular function: GTPase activity; GTP binding. Bases 143 to 2455 code for a protein of 770 amino acids. The record is from RefSeq and is a predicted model, not a curated record.